Messenger RNA from Rhodamnia argentea, 2222 nucleotides. RefSeq names its product protein ACCELERATED CELL DEATH 6-like. The transcript has 3 exons. The record is from RefSeq and is a predicted model, not a curated record. Gene Ontology annotation, cellular component: plasma membrane. Lineage: Eukaryota; Viridiplantae; Streptophyta; Magnoliopsida; Myrtales; Myrtaceae. The coding region runs from base 109 to 1950 and encodes 613 amino acids. Gene Ontology annotation, molecular function: protein phosphatase regulator activity; protein phosphatase 1 binding.
AGGAGGGAGUGCUCUCUGCUUGCUUUUAUCACUCCAUCCCCAUUUCCAUCUUUUACUUGCGUAUCUCUGCUUGCUUGUUUGCUCCAACAAAGACUCGCGCCGUUCGAAAUGGAUCACAUAAUAAGCAUUGAUGGGAGGGAAACAAGGGCUACGCCAGAGGAAAGGCUUGAAGAUUUAAAAGCAAGAAAUGUCCUACCUCCACAUAACCAACGAUGGCUCGAAGAUGGUGAUUUGAGCAAAAUUAUGGAUCGUGACCUAUACAAAGCCACCAAAGAAGGAGACGUCGAGAAAUUCAUGGAUGCGUUAGAAACGGUGUCUCAGUCGAGGGAACUAGCUUUGUCCCUAAUCUUCGACCAGGUCACCCCCUCCGGGGAUUCAUUGCUUCAUGUAGCAGCGAGCUCUGGCAAAGAAAAUGUCAUGGAGCUCAUUCUCAAUAAUUUCCCUUACCUCGUGACCCGGAGAAACUCCUCGGAGGAUACUCCGCUCCAUGUCGCCAUUCGAACCAGAAGUUUAGAGGCGACAAGAAAGCUCAUUCGCCUGAGAAGAGAUGCGGAAACUAUGUACUGGAAGAACAAGGAUAGUAAAUCUCCAUUGUAUCUGGCAGUUGAAAACUGCAAGUAUUUGGAAUACAAAAAUCGCGAGGGGGCGGGAUGGGAGAUUCUUCAGCUUCUCUUGAAAGAAUCUGCUCGAGAUGAAGCUUACGCAGUCAAGAUACAGGGCAUGUCCCCGGUUUUGGCCGCGAUUGAGGAGAGGCAAUCAGGUAUAUUAGAAGAAAUAAUAGAUCGGCUUCCGAAGUUACUCCACGUGCGCGGUGAAGACGGGGGGACACCACUCCACUCUGCAGCAUCGGUUGGAGAUUUGGUGGCAGUGGAGGUCCUUCUGAGAGAAUGCCCAGAUCUCGCCCUUCAAACGGACAAAAACGGCUCCUACCCGAUUCACAUCGCUUGCCAAGGCUGGGGCAGCGGGUUUACGGUCGACCAACUAGUACAGGCCACGUGGCCCGACCUGGCAGAGAUAAAAAACAAUAAGGGUCAGAAUAUUCUUCACGUUGCUGCCAAGGCCGGGAACAACAUAGGGGUCUUUCAGAUAAGCUGGUGUUGCGACGAGGCCGUCAUCAAGGAGCUGGCGAACUCGAAAGAUGUCGAUGGAAACACACCCCUCCACUUGGCAUCGAUGCACAAUCAUUGCCGAGUUAUGCUCUAUCUGACAAGGGACAACAGGAGUGACUUGACGCUUCUGAACAACGACAAGUUGACCGCCCUGGACGUGGCCAUGAAUUCUGCAAGCUUGUCAACCAAAUAUCCAGCGUUACUAGGACGUGCAAUCUUGAUUACCGCGGGUGUGCCGCAAAGCGGAGGCCGAGACGUUUGGUCGCCAAGAGAAAACGCCGAAUGGAUGAAGGACGAGGUGAACACCCGAUUGCUAGUGGCCACACUUGUGGCCACCGUCACGUUUGCCGCCGGAUUCACCUUGCCCGGUGGAUAUAAUGCAUCCAGCGAUCCACGCCCAGGGACGGCGACCAUGCUGCACAACAAAGUGUUUCAGGUUUUCGUAAUUUCCAACAUGUUAGCCAUGUACAGCUCCGUCCUUGCGGUCGUAGUCCUCCUCUGGGGUCACAUAAGUGAUUUCUACGUAGCAGAACAAGCUUACCUCACAGCAGGGCCAUUGUUGUUGAUGGCUCUCACCGGCAUGUCUGUGGCAUUUUUGGCAGGCGUAAGUGUAGCAGUGAGCAAAAUUACAUGGCUCGCUUUCCUCCUCCUAUGCAUCGCAAUCUUUUUCCUCGUGACGCUGGUAAUGGUUUUAGGAGCCUUGAUAUUCCCAUUCUCCAAGACUGCUAUGCAUAUUGUGUCUUUGUACUAUCUAGUUGGAGCCCUACCGAGAUAUGCAGUACGCCGUUUCAAACACAGGAACGAUCCUGAACGUUUGAAGUCAGAUGUUUACUUUUUCUGAUUAGAAUUAACAUAUUAGUUGAUGUAUCUCUUACAAUUCACUAUGGAUUACUGUUGAAUUUUUCCCUUUCAUUUUCUGUUGCUCUGUACGAUGGGUAGUACGAGUUCAAAUCCUAGUCGAGGCAUGGUAGACAGGGGCUGAAGAACAAGCAUAGCUAGAACUGCCAGCAGCACAGAAGUUACAAGCCAUUGCCGAUUUCAACAUUCCUUUGUCGGCUUGUAGAUCCUAUGGUUGCAGGGGCGGAGGUCAAGACAGUUUCAGUUGAUUCACUG